Styela clava is the source of this 2504-nucleotide messenger RNA. RefSeq names its product somatostatin receptor type 5-like. The record is from RefSeq and is a predicted model, not a curated record. Gene Ontology annotation, molecular function: neuropeptide binding; G protein-coupled receptor activity. NCBI's taxonomy places the organism in Eukaryota, Metazoa, Chordata, Ascidiacea, Stolidobranchia, Styelidae. Gene Ontology annotation, biological process: neuropeptide signaling pathway. Gene Ontology annotation, cellular component: neuron projection; plasma membrane.
UUCAACUUAUUAAUAAUAUAAAUCACAAACGAUUCUUACGAUGUCGAACGCUUCAACCACAACAACAACUCUCCUACCUUCUAGUGCGGGAGCUCAGUCGGUUUUGAGUCCAGAAGACACAUUUGUAGUUGCCUUCAGAGUUCUGAUAUAUGUGAGCGGAGUGCUGGGGAACCUGUUGGUGAUAUUCGUCAUUUUGUUUUUGAGUGAAUUUCGAAAACUUACUCACUGGUACGUUCUCCAACUUGCCAUAGCUGAUUUUCUUUUUCUACAAACUUUACCGUUCAAAAUUUCUGAGCAAAUUCACGGAAGAUGGAUAUAUCCGGUUGGAAUGUGUCGAGCACUACAGACAAUAUUGUUCUUCAAUUACUAUGCUUCUAUUUUGUUCCUGAUGAUAAUGGCAAUUGACAGAUAUCUUGCCGUGUGCCACGCCCUGUCUUCUCGUGUCCAACGCCUGCGAUCACGUGCAUACUCCUACUUUAUAACUGCGCUGACUUGGGCAAUAGCCCUGGCUAUGUGCAUACCCGUGAUGAUGUACAGCGACACCGUCGGAAUCAAACCCACAUGUUUCUGCACAUUGCAAUUUCCAAUCGACCGUGACGAAUGGUGUCAUAAGCAUAUGCAAAACCUUACACAAGAGUGUUAUGAGGAUGUGUUUGAUGAUGUUCACGGCGAAUCAUGUAUGACUAAUAAACCUGUAACUUCGGGAAGUGGAAGUGGAUAUGACUGGUUUGAACUAGGAAGUGGUGAUUUAUUCAGCGGUUUGACAUCAGAUAUAGACUUUGGAAGCACUGGCACAGUACCAUUUGAUGAAAUACUUCCUGAACCAAGCACUUCUGGCGCAAACGAAACAUUCUUCCGAAACGGGUGUAUUUAUGACACUGAAAGAAAGGGAUGGUUUGUGUUCAUAUAUUUCAACUUUGUGGUCAUGUUUUUACUACCAUUACUGGUCAUUUCUCUCUGUUACACCCUGAUCGUUGUUCGGUUGAUGAAAACAAACGUUACAGACGGUGGUCGUCGAAGCUCCAAUACAGAAUCUACACGCUCAGGUGGCAAGGAUAGUACGAAAAAGAUCUGGAGAACAAAUCGAAGAAAGUCAUCCUCUGCGUCAACAGGCCGUACUUACCGAGAAAAAGUCAGGGUGACGGUGAUGUGCGCAGUUUUAGUCUUGCUCUUCAUUCUGUGCUGGCUUCCUUUUCAUUCCGUACACUUAGCGAAAAUUGAAGGAAUAACAAUUCAAGAUGAUAACAUAUGUUCAAGAUUGGCGAUCGCAACAUCAUUACUUGCUUAUCUUAACUCAGCUUUCAAUCCGUAUCUGUACAACUUCCUCGGAACUUUCCAAAAAAGAAUGAAGCAAAUCAAAAACCACAAGAGAAUGCAGAGCUUCCUAUCAGCGACAGGACUGACUCGUCUUGGUGGCGGUCGAUCUAAUUCGAUUGUUACUUCAAGUGACGGAUCAAAAACAAAGCAUAGAUCUGGAAGUGUUCCUUACGUCAGUGAAGCCCGAGGAAGUGUUCAAAAAGAGCGUAUACCGUUAAGGACUAUGGAUAGCAGUGGAAAUUUAUAAUGGGAUUAGGAGAAAAGACUUUAAGACAAUGAAUGACCUUCCAGUGAAUGUGUUACAACAAUUAUUGCAACAUAUCCUGCAAAUUUUGAAUUCUUCAACUUAUUCUGUGAUAUUUUUCCAUGAAAGAUAUCAACACUUUCAGUUCAGUUCAAGCUUUGUGGUCACGGUGUAAUGACUUAAAUAAGCUCAGCCUAACCGGAGAAAUUCCGAUAGCUUUUUAGUAGUUAUCGAUCUGAAAUGUAGACUGCCAUUUUUUCCCUAUAUUUUUUUCAUACCUUACAGUCCAAUAUUUAUAAUGCGUAAAUUUAUAGUAUUUUUCUUCACUCUUGUCUGUGCAGACUGGAAAAAAUAUUGAUAGUCAGCACUCGUUUUAAAUAUUUAAGCCCCCGUCAUUAAAAAGCACGGUGAAGUACUUUAACACCAAGUCCAUCCUAGCAUUUUCAGAAUUUUUUUCGUUUUUUAGCUUCUAAACUAAAAUUCCUCUAUAAAUUUAAAAUGAAAGCCCAGUUAUUCAUUCGUUGAAUUGUGUAAUCAUUAGGCUAUCACAAAUACCACCAGAGAGGUUUAAAAACGUGGAUACGUCCGCAGGCACACUUAAUUUGUGCGUUAUAUAUUUCAUAUUCCGCUAUACCUUUAACAUCUUGAAUUUUCUGUACAGCUAUUUUUCUUGUAAUAAUAUAAUUCCAGUCGUCAAUUUCAGGAUUAGUAGUGUAAAACAACUAGAAGGUUUACUAAUACCAUCAUAUCCCCAAACUUCAAUCCGUUAUUAAAUGCGACAAUCUCAAGCAACACUCGUUUUGGGACAAUAUCAAUUUACUGUUAUCUAACUCACAAUUUCAUUUUUUGUUUUAUUUUUCAAUAACCAUGCAUACGAUUGUCAUUUUUAAACAGGCUAUUUGAAUUUUUUUGACACAAAUGCUUAAUCGUACAAAUAUAUGUA